Spizellomyces punctatus DAOM BR117 is the source of this 903-nucleotide messenger RNA. RefSeq lists its product as uncharacterized. Gene Ontology annotation, biological process: protein geranylgeranylation; protein farnesylation. The transcript has 8 exons. Gene Ontology annotation, molecular function: protein farnesyltransferase activity; CAAX-protein geranylgeranyltransferase activity. The record is from RefSeq and is a predicted model, not a curated record. Gene Ontology annotation, cellular component: CAAX-protein geranylgeranyltransferase complex; cytoplasm; protein farnesyltransferase complex. NCBI's taxonomy places the organism in Eukaryota, Fungi, Chytridiomycota, Chytridiomycetes, Spizellomycetales, Spizellomycetaceae. Bases 1 to 903 code for a protein of 300 amino acids.
AUGAGCAACGAUUCUGAAAAGCCAUUUAGUGCACGCCCCGAGUGGGCAGAUGUCACGCCCGUGUCCCAAGAUGAUGGUCCAAGCCCACUUGUUCCAAUUGCCUACUCUUCUGCUUACUCGGAUGCAAUGAGUUACUUUCGAGCAAUCUUGCAAACCAACGAAUAUAGUCCUCGCGUACUGGAUCUCACUGCCCAUAUCAUUCGCCUUAAUCCCAGUCACUACAGUGUGUGGAAAUACCGCCAAGAUGCCGUAAUUGCGAGGGAUGCAGAUCUCCUGAAGGAGUUGGAAUUUGUGGAAGAGAUGGCAGAGGACCAGCCAAAAAGCUACCAAACAUGGCACUAUCGACAGGCCAUAAUACGGAAGCUCGGCGAUGCGUCGCGGGAAGUGGAAUUCAUCAAUCGAAUGCUCCAUAUUGACUCGAAGAAUUAUCACGCGUGGUCAUAUCGUCAAUGGGUCAUCUCUACCUUCGAUUUAUGGGAUGGAGAAAUGGCGGAUACCAAUCGCUUUCUGGACAUGGAUGUGCGUAAUAACUCUGCGUGGAACCAGCGAUAUUGGGUGUUGAAAAAUCGUCCAAGUGGUUUCACGGAUGAAGAUAUUGCGGCGGAAGUGAAAUAUGCUUUAGAGAUGAUCUAUUUGGCACCGCGUAAUGAGAGUCCAUGGGCUUAUCUUCGUGGAAUAGUGGCACUCGGUGGCAAGACUCUUGACGAUUUCCCUUCUGUGGAAGAGACCUGCAAGGAUCUUUCCGAUAAAGGGCAAUCCAUACCACAUGCCCUCGCCAUGCUUUUGGAUAUGAAGGUAGCGGUAAAGGAUGUUGAUGAAUGUCGCAGGAUCUGCGCGAUAUUGGAGGAAAAUGAUCCAAUUCGCCAAAAGUAUUGGAAAUAUCGGGCAGAAAGUGUCAAAUGA